Armigeres subalbatus is the source of this 3204-nucleotide messenger RNA. Its product is annotated as tyrosine-protein phosphatase 99A-like. The transcript is spliced from 6 exons. NCBI's taxonomy places the organism in Eukaryota, Metazoa, Arthropoda, Insecta, Diptera, Culicidae. The record is from RefSeq and is a predicted model, not a curated record. Bases 1 to 2202 code for a protein of 733 amino acids. Gene Ontology annotation, biological process: protein dephosphorylation. Gene Ontology annotation, molecular function: protein tyrosine phosphatase activity.
AUGGAACCUGGAACACGUGUUCUGCCGUUGAAUUACUUUCUAAAAAAAUGCUUCCACGCGGCGUACUACUACCUGGACGAUCCCCCGGCCUGUCAAGGUGCCAAUACGGCUGGCUUGAUUGACUGGGAAGCCCCCUGCGAGGUAGCCGGUGAGGUUCGCGGUCCGAUUCCUGUACUAGAAUUUACAAAGCACGUUGCAUCGCUGCACGUGGACGGUGACAUUGGAUUCAGCAAAGAGUACGAAGCUAUUCAAGGCGAGGCACUGAACGACGAAUAUCCAUCGGAGCAUUCGCAGCAUCCGGAUAAUAAGGGGAAAAAUCGCUAUCUGAAUGUGAUUGCUUAUGAUCAUAGCAGAGUGCACCUGCGACAAGUUCCUGGGCAGAAGAAACAUCUAGAUUAUAUCAAUGCCAAUUAUAUUGAUGGAUAUCAGCGUCCUCGAUCUUUCAUAGGAACCCAAGGUCCUCUCCCCGGAACGUUCGAUUGUUUCUGGAGAAUGAUUUGGGAGCAACGAGUGGCCAUUAUAGUUAUGAUUACGAAUCUAGUCGAACGUGGCCGUCGGAAGUGCGAUAUGUACUGGCCUAAGGACGGAACUGAAAUGUACGGCGUUAUCCAAGUCCGUUUGAUACGAGAGGACGUGAUGGCUACGUACACAGUUCGAACAUUCCAGAUUAAGCACACAAAACUGAAGAAGAAGAAAGCUUCCCAAUCGGAAAAAUUAGUCUACCAGUACCAUUAUACCAAUUGGCCAGAUCAUGGAACGCCGGAUCAUCCACUGCCCGUAAUCAAUUUCGUGAAAAAAUCUACUGCAGCGAAUCCAACCGAUGCUGGCCCAAUAGUGGUUCACUGCAGUGCUGGGGUUGGUCGCACCGGAACCUACAUAGUGCUGGAUGCCAUGCUGAAACAGAUCGAAGUCAAAGGAAUGUUGAACGUGUUUGGAUUCCUGAGGUACAUCCGUGCCCAACGAAACUAUCUCGUGCAAACCGAGGAGCAGUACAUUUUCAUACACGAUGCGCUCGUCGAAGCUAUUGAUAGCGGAGAAACCAAUAUCAAGAUGGAUGCAAUUGGUGGAAUCGUAAACAACAUAGACUUUAUUGAUAGUCAAUAUAAGCUUAUCACCAACUAUCAGCCGAAGGAAAUCAACUUGACAUCGGCACUAAAAUCAGUAAAUGCCAUCAAGAACCGUAGUUCGCUCGUUCCUCUGGAGGGUAGCCGGGUACAUCUCACUCCGAAACCAGGCGUCGAAGGUAGUGACUAUAUCAACGCCACCUGGUUGCACGGGUUCCGUCGGUUACGGGAUUUUGUCGUGACGCAGCACCCAUUGAUAGAAACAUUCAAAGACUUCUGGCAGAUGGUUUGGGACCAUAACGCGCAAACGGUGGUGUUGUUGUCAUCCGCUGAUAAUAUGUCAUUCCUCCAGUUUUGGCCAAACGAAUCGGACGCGAUGGAGAGUGAUUACUAUCGCAUCCGCAUGGUGUCCGAAGCGGCAGAGAGUGACUACAUAGUGCGGAACUUUGUCAUCCAGUCCAUCCAGGACGAUUACGAGCUGAAUGUUCGUAUGUUUGAGAACCCGAUGUGGCCGGACAUGGCGAACCCACGGUCGAUCUACGACUUCGCUGUAAGAGUGCACGAGAGGUGUGCACAGUACCGAAAUGGUCCGAUCGUAAUCGUCGACCGAUACGGCGGUUUCCAGGCGUGCCAGUUCUGCUGCAUCAGCUCGUUGGCCAUGCAGCUGGAAUACGACCAGACAGCAAACGUGUACACCUACGCCAAGCUGUAUCACAACAAGCGUCCGGGCAUCUGGAGCUCGUACGAGGACAUACGACAAAUCUACCGGAUACUGUCGUACAUGCCGAAGGAACUAGGCCUACUAAAGUGCACCGAACUGCGCACCGAAUUUGACGAUGCAGCCAUAAUGACGGCAACGCCGGACUUGUACAGUAAGAUUUGCAGUAACGGCAGUAUCAAUAAUCAUCUAAAUAGUGGCACUGGCGCUGGAGAUAGCAACGACGUUGCUGCCACAGGAAAUGGCACUAACGGUGGACUACCGAUGGGUGGGGUGGUACCUGGCGGUGCCACUGGUACCGCAACUAGCAUUCAAAAUGGUGGUACGGUAAUUGUGAAAAUGAACGGCGAAGAUAACGAUGAGCUUUCGGUGGUGGUAGCGACCAGUAAUCAUCUGAAUCUGGAUCACAAUCAGUCGUAGACUGGCUGGUAAUGUGUUUAUAUGAAUGCUUUUAAAUUCCUUUAAGUUAACCAGCAUGGACGUAUUAGUCGCGGAUUUAAUUUUACUUUUUUGUAAUCUAGCUUUUAUAUAGUCUAUAUGAUUAAGAACUAUUAGAUUCGUAGAAUAUAAAAUUGAAUGAAGCAUUAUUUAUUGAUUACCAGGACACUUCGGGCAAAAUGAAGUACAUUACAGUGCUUAUCCCUUUUUGGUUUUGUUUUAAUGGAGUCUUCAUCAUAAGUUUAAAAUCUAUUUUUCCAAAUUAUGACAAAUACUCUCAAGAAUCUAGUCGAAAAGUGUCGUACAUCAUAUAAUCGUUUUGGUUCGUAUCAUCUCUUUUAGAAAAAAAAGAGUUUCUAAUGUGUGAGCCCCAAGACCCGGAGUUGACAAAAAUAUUGAAUUUUCGCCUUUCAAUUUUACAAAAUUAUACAAUUAGAAAUUAAAGUACAAUGUUUGUUUAUGUAAAUAGGGAAAUCUAUCGCAUGUGAUUCCAGUGAAGUAAGUCUUUGGUUAAUGGUAAGAUGGUAAGGUCUAGCUUCCAUGUGCAUACGCAUCAUCUUUGGUGCAAUGCUGAACUGUGUAAAAAAAGUAUUUUCCUAUUAAUUCCGUGACCGAACCGCAUUAGAUUAUUCAAAUCUCUCGAUAGAACAAAACCAAGUUAUAGUACACUAAUAUUAUACGAUUAAAACAAAGCUGAUCGCCGCAUUCUGCUAAAUGCAACUUAACUCAGUCAGAAAUGAAAGUAUUGCGUAGAGGGGAUACGUUCGCACAUCGCACAUUUGGAUGAAACGUGACCGAGAAAUGUUCGGUCGUCAAAAAGACUGGUUUUCUAAUUUCUUAUUGUAAAAUUAAACGUAAUUAUGGUAUGCAAAACAGUUAUCUGGCAAAGUUAGUUCAACAACAACUCGCAUGUUGAAGCAAGAUAUUGUAAAUCGUAAAUGUAAUAUCAUAGAAAAUUAUACUUUCAACAGAAUUGUACUACAA